ACGUGAGCUUGGUGUCCCGUAACUAUUACGAAAUAUUAAAUAAUUUCAAGGCAUUUAUAAAUAGCAGCCAUGAAAUACAAUGGUGUAAAGAUUUACAUUUCGAAAUUGUAUUCUAGAUAUAAAAUUGACUGAGUGUUUGCGAUAAAUAACAUUUUCACGUGGUAUGGUGUGAAUUUUAUCGAAGUUUCGCCUUUUCUCCUUGUGUUAUGAAAAUGAUGCAAAUGGAUCUGCUCAUCAUCUGCUCCAUCCUGGGCUUUACUCAUGGUCUACCUCAGAAGCCGAACCUCGACGCCAUACUAAACCGUCGCACCGAUGUCUACAUAGCAGGAUUCUUUCCAUUCGGCAAGGGGGUUGAAAACUCUAACACUGUAGGUCGAGGCGUGAUGCCGAGCGUGAAGCUGGCGCUGGACCACGUGAAUGAGCACGACACUGUGCUCCGGAACUACCGCCUGCAUAUGUGGUGGAAUGAUACUGAGUGUAACGCAGCGGUUGGUGUGAAGUCAUUCUUUGAUAUGAUGCACAGCGGACCCCACAAGUUGAUGCUGUUUGGUGCCGCGUGUACCCACGUCACAGAUCCUAUCGCUAAGGCGUCGAAACAUUGGCACCUUACUCAGCUGUCAUAUGCGGACACCCACCCUAUGUUCACGAAAGAGGCGUUCCCGAACUUCUUCCGUAUCGUCCCUUCCGAGAACGCAUUCAACAUCCCGCGCAUUCGUCUACUGGAGCACUUCAACUGGACCAGAGUGGGCACACUGUACCAGAAUGAGCCAAGAUAUGCUUUGGCCCAUAAUCGUCUCCUCGCUGAUCUGGAUAAUGGAAGUUUCGAGAUAGCGGAGACUCAAAGUUUCGCAACUGAGGUUCGAACGGCGUUGAACAAGCUGAAAGAAAAGGAUAUAAGAAUUAUUUUGGGCAACUUCAACGAAACUUGGGCGAUGAGGAUCUUUUGUGAAGCUUAUAAGCUGGAGAUGUACGGUCGCGCGUACACGUGGCUCCUGCUGGGCACGUACAGCCACAAGUGGUGGCAGCGGCGCGCGCCGUGCGCGCAGCGCGAGCUCGCGGCGGCGCUCGACACCGCCAUCCUCACCGACCUGCUGCCGCUCUCUACCACGGGCGAGACUACUGUGUCGGGGAUCACGGCAAAAGAUUACCAAGUAGAAUACGACCGAAGAAGGGGCGUUGAAUAUUCCAGGUUUCACGGAUAUACAUAUGAUGGUAUUUGGGCAAUGGCUCUAGCGAUUCAGACGGUGGCUCAUCGGGUUAAGUUGAAAUAUAAGGAGAGGACGGUGCAAGACUUUCGGUACCGGGACAAGGAGUGGGAGCAACUGUUUCUGGACGCUCUAACUAAUGUCACCUUCGAAGGAGUAACGGGUCCUGUACGCUUCUACGAUAAUGAGCGCAAAGCAUCCAUCCUUCUGAAGCAGUUCCAAGGGGACUUGGUGGGGGAAGUGAAGGUUGGAGAGUACUGCGCUGAGAGAGAUCACCUUGACUUGAGCAGUGGAGACCCUUUCAAGUGGAUCGGGAAAAACCCUCCAAAAGACCGCACCCUCCGCCUGAUCGAACACACUCAAGUGAACCUGACGAUCUACAUUGUUCUGGUUUCUUGCUCCUGCAUCGGCAUCUUGCUGGCGACCGGUUUUCUUGCUAUGAACAUUCAUUAUAGGAACCAGAGGUACAUCAAAAUGUCAUCACCACACUUGAACAACCUCAUCAUUGUCGGCUGCAUGCUCACUUAUCUAAGCGUCAUCUUCCUCGGGCUGGACUCUAGCCUCAGCAGCAUCGCGGCGUUCCCAUACAUUUGUACGGCGAGAGCGUGGCUUCUGAUGGCGGGUUUCAGUUUAGCUUUUGGCGCUAUGUUCUCUAAAACAUGGCGCGUACACUCCAUCUUCACUGACGUCAAACUUAAUAAGAAGGUGAUAAAAGAUUACCAGCUAUUCAUGGUGGUGGGAGUGCUGCUGUGCGUGGACCUCGCUAUUAUGACCACCUGGCAGAUAUCAGACCCUUUCUACAGAGCCACUAAGCAAAUGGAGGCUUAUCCCCAUCCUACCAGUGAAGAUAUUGUCAUAGUACAAGAAAAUGAAUACUGCCAGUCGGAACGAAUGCCCAUAUUUAUCGGAGUGAUUUAUAUCUACAAAGGGUUAUUAUUGGUGUUCGGGGCAUUCCUGGCGUGGGAGACGCGUCACGUCUCCAUUCCCGCGCUGAACGACUCAAAGCACAUCGGCUUGUCCGUCUACAACGUGUUGAUCAUGUGCAUCAUGGGUGCGCCCAUUGCGCUGGUGUUAGCUGACCACAAAGAUGCGCUCUUCGUUUUGAUCUCAAUUUUUAUAAUUUUCUGCACAACCGCGACGCUUUGCCUGGUGUUUGUUCCCAAGCUGCUGGAGCUGCGGCGCAGCGGGCAGCCGGGCGCGGCGGGCGCGCGCAUCCGCGCCACGCUGCGGCCCGCCGCCGCGCACGAGGUGCGCUCGCCCGGCCCCGAGCUGGAGCGCCGCCUCAAGGAGCUGCGCCACUACAACACGCGCUACCGCCGCACGCUGCAGGCCAAGGAGACCGAGCUGCAGAUGCUGCUCAGCAAACUCGGUGAAGACAUAGAUGCCUCGAUAAAGGACGCCAAGUCGCCCGCGACGCAGCGGACCAAACUGCACAUACCCAAAGAAAACAUUAGCCAUCCAGAGACUAGCGACAUCACCUCGACGUGCAGCCUGAGCGCGUCCGCCGCGGACAAUGAGCUAACCAGCCUCUCCAUGCAACUACCUAUUGAUAAGCCAAAACCCAUAGUCCAAGAGGUUAAAGAGGUAAAAGAGCCGAAGAAAGAACAAACAAAGAAUGUAUCAUUCAAGAACCACCUCGACUACACCAGUCCACCUUCCUCGAAAGCAGUACCCGAGAAGGACCAGCUAGCUAAACUACCGUAUGGGUGGUCAGCAAACGAGGAACAAGAAAUUCCCAAACCGGAACCAGCAAAAGCUGAACCUAAGACGAUCCCAGCGCUGAAGGCCACCACAGCUGACACGGCUAAGUCCAUGCCAGCUAAGUUACAGGAGCCCAUGUACACUAAAGCUGCGCCCAAGGUCAAUAAGACACCAGAAUUUCAAAAGAAGCUCAAAACCCCCGAUGGCAUGAAAACUCCCCCGCGGGAGUCACGUACCCGAGCGCAUCGCCGCAGCGGCUCGGGGCAUGUUUUGCUGUCUGAUCUAAUGAGGGUGUCCUCUGACGACCAGGAACCACCUCCAGGCUUGGAGAGGAAGGUUAUCGGUCAAGAGAGAGACCCGCCAAUACCUCCAAAGCCGAAGCAAGAACCAGAAGAUAUCCUGGAUAUUGAUCUAGAUUAUUCGUCAAUGGAAAGGAGGAAAUCCUGUCAAAGAAAAGACUCAGAGAGGAGAAAGAAAGAGAAUUACAUCGUGGUGCAGAGUGAUCUGUGGGACACCAACACGUUUCAGUACACAUGCCAGAAGUCGCCGCAAUCUGCGCACGCGCACUCGCCAAUACAGCGUAGCGUGUCUGAGAAAAGUAGACAGCAAUCCUCGCCUCACCAUCACAGAGACAGUGAAACGAAAAGCGAAAGGAGGGCUUCGAAUGCAUCAAUUAAUCACACGGGUACUAUGAGAGUGGGGACACCGGAAGGAUAUCGGGAGGCUGAAACUCUACGAAUGUCAGACCGACUGUCCAAGCGUCGUGGCUCUGAGUUCCCUCAGCCGGUGAGCACGCCUCCUCAUCAAACCCUCACCAAGAGGAGACAGUCAACUGCACAGAUGAGGUAUCAAGAAGAUAAGUCAGAGCGAAUAGAAGUGCAGAAGAAAGAAGAGUCGCGGAAAGUUCUGGACAAGUCUAAAGAGAUUCAGGAAGACAGUUGGAAACCAGAUCCUGAUACUAUCAGGGUUUCUAAAGGGCAAGAAUCCCCAGCUAAACGUCUCCGUCAAGAAGCCGAACCACUAAAGCGCGCGAACGAAGCUCGUCUCUCGCAAGCCGCACCAGUCGCACCCGCCCCCCGCGUGCCGCACGUGCCGCAAGUGCCGCACGUGCCGCACGUACCGCCUACCCGCACGCAUGCGCACCCGCCUCACCAUAAGAGCAGCCCAAAUGUUGCUGCUAGGAAGUGCGAAUCAGCAAGCAGUCGCGAAGAGCGUAAAUCGUACACGCGCGGCGAAUCAAAGAGGCAAGAGUCAGCCGACCGCAAAAUGUACACCGCGAGCUCUGAAUCCGAACUUUUCGAAUACGCGAUACUUCCAAUAUUCCAGAAACUUCUUACAGAGAGGCACAAGAGUCAACCGCAUGGUCUAAACCUGAGUUACGGCGUCAGUUGCCCUAAUAUAUCAAUAAAAUGCGAUAUUGUUGAAUAUUUGUAGCUUAUUACUAGAUGACUGAUUUUUUAUCUAUGCUUAAUAUGCGCGGGAAAUUUGACACUUGUCGACCUGCUUAAGGACAACUUUGAUACGCCUGAUCCUCUAACGGUGUGCUGAAAGACAGUUAAUUUAAAUAGAUAAGCUAUUAAUAAAUCCUUGCAAGCAAGCAAUGGAACUAUAGACAGCAAUAUUUAAUUUUAUUGUGUUGACACAAAUGGCGCCAAUAAAGGAUUGAAAUUGAGAUAAAUUAUUACGAACUCAUUUGAAUUAUUCAUGCUAUCUCGCUUACACUCACGGGACAGGAUUAAUACAAUAUUGUAAAAAUCUUAUACAAAAAUUACCAUAAAUUCGUUAAAAUAAAAAUUACUAACGAGUACUACUAUACUAGGAAUAAUCAAUUUAGAUGUAAUCUAGAACAUAAAAUUGUAACUGAAUAUUCUAAACUGUAUCAUACGAAUGUAGAUUUAUUAUGGGCUAGAAAAUCGUCAAUUUUUCAGUAUUCAUUAGAUAAUAUAGAAUCUAGUCAUAUAUUAACUAAAUUAAUAGUUGCACAAAUUAUCUUUAUCUGUUGUAGAUUUAAGUGUUUGUUCUGUUAUGAGUUUUUAACUCUAGUUAUAUUAUAAUUGAUAAUAUCCUUUACCCAAUUGUAUUGUAGAAUGAACAAAGCUAGAAAUUCAUUUUUAAAUAAACAAUUAUAGUUUUCAUUAUUAGUAUGUUCUGAAAAUCUUUACAUCUAUUUUAAUGGAAAGCAUUGAGCCUGUCUCUCUAACUCUUAGAACCUAACGCCGGGUCUAAAUUAAAUAUAUCGGUUGUGAUUUGACAUCUUUGCUAGGUUGAAAACCACAGCUAACCUAACUAGUAAUAUAGAAAGAAACAGAAAUAAUUUACAUAAUACAGAAACGUUUAUAUUUUUAAUCUGACGAAAUUUAUUUUUGCGUGUUAAUUUUUAGUGUUCCGUUAUGUUUUUUCAAUGUUACAAGGAGACCACAGAUAACACUAUAAUAAGACUAUAAAAAGGUUGUUUAUAUUUUGGUUUUUGUUGUCUGUGCACAAUUAAAG
Molecule: messenger RNA, 5396 nt
Organism: Zerene cesonia (dogface butterfly)
Lineage: Eukaryota; Metazoa; Arthropoda; Insecta; Lepidoptera; Pieridae
Gene: GABA-B-R2
Product: gamma-aminobutyric acid type B receptor subunit 2
Exons: 32
Coding region: 207-4340 (1377 amino acids)
Biological process (GO): G protein-coupled receptor signaling pathway; gamma-aminobutyric acid signaling pathway
Cellular component (GO): G protein-coupled receptor heterodimeric complex; membrane
Molecular function (GO): G protein-coupled GABA receptor activity
Source: RefSeq, a predicted model, not a curated record